AUGCAUCUACUAUUAGGUAUAUUACGCCUUGCACUGUGCAGCGUGGCGAUGUGCCGACUGCCACUUGAUAAAAUAGAGAGCAUAAACAGCACAGAAAUAGAGACGGGCGCAGGCAGCGUGUACAUAAACACGCACGGCCCGCUGAAUCUUAUAAGAGGGUACAUAUACCAUAGGAAAGGCCUGGUGUACAAUAAAAGAUUUGUUUCGCCUGAAAUAGAUGUAAGCUAUAGCCUGAAAGAGGGUGAAAACAAAGCGGGGGUCUUCGUUAGAACGCCGUCAAAAGAUACAGUCAGCCUGCGUGUGUGCAGCACUAGAGCACAGCCCAAGUAUUGUGCGCGUUAUUAUCGCACUCUCAUUCAGAUGUUUCCUUCUGUAGACGGCUCUGUUUCUAUUGUAUGGGGGAGGAGAGAUUCCUUUUACAGAUUCCUCACAAGCAAUAAAAACAAAGAGCACUCUAUGCAUGUCCUGGCUUCGCUAUUUCUGCUGAGCGAAGGCGUGGACGUCCCCAUGGAGACGACGCCGUCUGAAGUCAUCUUCAAGGGCGCAGGCAAGCCGGUGAGCCUCACCUCAGACAUUUUUGUAUGGAGCGAGAAGGAGCAAGAGGCCCAACUCGUAAAGCAAAGAGAUGCUCUGGCUGUCAUAAAGUUCUUCAAAGAGAGCGGGCAUAGAUCAAGCAGCGCACGCACAGGCUCACUACCUGGCGCCUCUAUUUGCAGUGCAGAUAUUAGCGGUGCUGAGGCAGAGGCGCGCUCUUAUACAAAAACCUCGUUGUCCUGCGAGUAUGGAGAUGUCCUGGAAACUGCGCAGUUUCUUAUACAGGCAUAUAUUUUCGAAUAUUUGGAAAGCCCAGAAAGCGGGAUAGAGCUGUGCAAAUGCGUGCACAAAAUACUGCAGAAUAUGAUGGAGGAGUGCUCGCAUGAGAAUGCAGCUUUAGAAUCAGUGUUUGACAGGAUAUUCACUAGGCAGGAUGCGCCCAGCCACAAAUACACAGCCUCCUUGGCCAGGGCGCUGUCAAUACUCGAGCAAAACGUGAAAUUCCCGUUUGCAAACAUUAGCCAGGUGCCAACGUACACAAGCAUACCCCCCUACGACACUGCACUCAAAGAAUUCACAGAGGACAGCUCCAAGAACUACAGCAACUGCGUAGAGACAGGACUGUACACGCUUUUGUGCUGCAUUUUGUAUUCGCCGGACUCCAGAAAAUACAAAGUGCAGAACAUCGCCAGUGCAUCGGGCGCGCUGAAAGAGUUUUUUUCCGAGCACAAGAAGCCUGAAGAAUAUCUAAACAACAGAGUGCAUAGAGAAUGGGGCAAGGUAGUGCAGAGCCUGCCAGAUGCACACAUAGUAUACAAUAGAGGAACGCACGAACUUAGAUCAGGCCUUCUAAAUUUGCUUCUGGCGCUUGCGCAUAUAACAGACUGCGGGUCAGAU
Nematocida major is the source of this 1431-nucleotide messenger RNA. RefSeq lists its product as uncharacterized. The transcript has a single exon. The annotation marks the transcript as partial. The record is from RefSeq and is a predicted model, not a curated record. Lineage: Eukaryota; Fungi; Microsporidia.